Messenger RNA from Zingiber officinale, 1658 nucleotides. RefSeq names its product probable polygalacturonase. Gene Ontology annotation, molecular function: polygalacturonase activity. NCBI's taxonomy places the organism in Eukaryota, Viridiplantae, Streptophyta, Magnoliopsida, Zingiberales, Zingiberaceae. The coding region runs from base 242 to 1582 and encodes 446 amino acids. Gene Ontology annotation, biological process: carbohydrate metabolic process. The transcript has 5 exons. The record is from RefSeq and is a predicted model, not a curated record.
UUGUUAAUAUAAACAUUUUCCAACAGUGAUGAGCUGGUUAGAAAGAUUUUGCUCUGGAGCUUUCUACUUGGAUUCAUGCAUGCAACGUUUCUCCUUUCUCCCCCCCUUUUUCUCUCUUGGAGCCUCUUCGGUUUCUACAUUGAUUUAGCGUCAAAGCUUGGUCUCCUGAAAAGCCUAUCUUGGCAUCUCCUCUUGUACUCCUCUGCUUUCAACUUCCAUCUUCCUUGUUAGCUUGAAAAAAAUGGUUCCUUUUGAAGUUUUGUUACGACCGGCCGCGUUGCUGCUUAUGCUGCUGCAAUGCAGCAUGUCGAUGAUGGAGGAGUCGUGCGUCGGCGUGGUGCCGAUGAAGCAGAGGAGGGAGAUGAUAUCGAUCACCGAUUUUGGGGCGGUGGGGGACGGGAAGACACUAAACACAUGGCCCUUCAAGAAGGCCAUGUACCGUAUUUCGCACCAGAGGCACAAAGGUGGCACUCUGCUCUACGUCCCCCCUGGCGUUUGGCUUACAGAGAGCUUCAGCCUCACUAGCCACAUGACUCUUUUCCUCGCCCGAGGAGCUGUGAUCAAGGCCACACAGGAUACAAGGAACUGGUCUUUGGUGGACCCUUUACCAUCUUAUGGAAGAGGGAGAGAGCUGCCUGGAAGGAGAUACAUGAGCUUCGUUCAGGGAGAUGGAAUCAGUGAUGUGAUAAUUACGGGUGAGAAUGGAACAAUUGAUGGCCAAGGUGAGGUGUGGUGGAGCAUGUGGAGACAGAGAUCUCUCCGUUUCACCAGACCAAAUCUUAUAGAGUUCAAGAAUUCCAGAGACAUUCUCAUUUUCAAUGUCAUCUUUCAAAACUCUCCGUUUUGGAACAUUCAUCUUGUUUAUUGCAGGAAUGUGGUGAUCAAGCAUGUAACAGUGCUUGCUCCUCGUGAUUCUCCAAACACUGAUGGAAUCGAUCCAGAUUCCAGCUCAAAUAUAUGCAUCGAAGACGCCUUCAUCUCAACCGGAGACGACUUGGUGGCCGUCAAGAGCGGCUGGGACGAGUACGGGAUAGCCUACGGCCGUCCUAGCUCUGGCAUCACAAUCCGGCGUAUCACCGGGUCGUCGCCCUUCUCGGGAAUCGCCAUCGGAAGCGAGACCUCCGGCGGGAUCGACAACAUCCUAGUGGAGAACGUCGACCUGUACAACACCGGCAUCGGCAUCCACAUAAAGACCAACAUCGGCAGGGGAGGCCACAUCAGAAACGUCACGGUGGCCAACGUGCGCAUGCGAAGGGUGCGAAAGGGGAUCAGAAUCGCCGGCGACGUCGGCGACCACCCCGACGAGUACUUCAACCGGCGGGCGAUCCCGACGGUGGACGGCGUGACGAUCAAGAACGUGCGGGGCGUGCAGGUGCUGCAGCCCGGGUCGAUGGAGGGCAUCAUCAGGAGCGCGCCAUUCACUCGGAUAUGCCUCUCGAACGUCAAGUUUUGGGGCGUCGGUCCUCGCCGAGCGGCGUGGCGGUGCUCAUCCGUGAGGGGAGCGGCGGUCGACGUCCGGCCGCGGCCCUGCUCGGAGCUCGCUGACACCUCCAGCUCCGGAUCUUGCUCGAGGACUGCGUAGAAAUUGUUGGAGCUGUCUUUUUUCUUAUAAAAAAAGGACAAUAAAGUUUCAGAAAAAAAGGACAAUAGAUUUCAUA